Molecule: messenger RNA, 8757 nt
Organism: Diprion similis
Lineage: Eukaryota; Metazoa; Arthropoda; Insecta; Hymenoptera; Diprionidae
Product: maternal protein tudor
Exons: 9
Coding region: 148-8349 (2733 amino acids)
Source: RefSeq, a predicted model, not a curated record
UAAUUUUUGGUGAGAAAAAAAUCGUACCAUAAAAUCAAGAAAGAAAAAAACGCUCGACAAGGAAACAGAAAAACACGAAAUUCCACGCGUGUGGUGUGUUUGAGAAAAUCGAGCGUCGGCCAGCGGUCGCGACUUGAGCGAGCAAACAUGACAGCAAUGGCGCAGAAUUCCGAACUCGGACUGUUCGUAACGCACGUUGAAACCGAUGGACCGCUGCUCAAGAUAUGGGGUCAGAUCGACCGAAAUGCGGCCACGUGCGUCGAGCGAAUGAUUCUCCCAUUGAGCGAGAAGUUCGACCAAGGCUUAGCGCUUCCAAAUCCCAACUACCCUCUGGCGUCGAACAUGAUAUGCUGUGCUAGGUUCCAGAAUGAGGGCUAUUACCGUGCAAAAAUAUGCAACGUGCAGCCCAACGGCAACGUCCUGGUCCAUUUCAUCGACUACGGGAACUAUGAGGUCCUGCCGCCCACAGCUAUAAGACUGCUCGACAAUAUACCGAGCGUCGUGUCUCUGCACGCACUGCCUCCGCUAGCUCUGGACUUCGUGCUGGCCCACAUCCUUCCCAUCAACGGAACCUGGGAGAGUGAAACAAUAGAGUCGAUAAAGCAGACUCUCCGCUACGCUGACCUUAAGGGAAUUCUGCACUCUGUUGUCGGCUCAAACAGACUGCUUAAGCUUUUCUAUAACAACGAGGACUUCGGCGCGCUAUUGGUGAGCAAAGAAUUAGCCGUUUCUGUAACGAUUCAGGACAUGUUUGCAGCACAUCAGAAAACGACACAACGACGCGUCCCUCAGAUGCCUAGAGAGUCUGUGGCGCCACCUAUGAGCCAAAAUUAUUUGUCUAGGCCACAGCAGAAGACAUACACUGAGUUGUCACCCAGAUCGAAUCCUCCCGUUCAGGAGGACUGGCGAAGCCCGCAACACCGGAUGCCACCUGUGCCUGCGCCUGUGCCUUCUCCUGCCCCUGAGGCCCUAGUCUUCAAGUCGCGAGUUUUGGAUGUCGGUUCCAUGCACGACGUUUAUGUGUCAUUUGUUGAGGACGGACCGAUGAAAUUCUCGGUUCAGGUAAAAAGCACAGCACAAAUCCUCACACAGCUGAUGGCUGAUGUGAAUAACCAUCCUACUGCGCCUCUGCAAGAACCACCGUUACCCGGAUCGGUUUGUCUGGGUCGUUAUUCACUGGAGGGAGUUCUCUGCAGGGCGGUGGUAAUGUCGGUUAUGGAACAGAAAUGCAAGCUUUUCUAUGUCGACUUUGGACACACAGAGGUUUUGUCUUAUUCGGACAUUUUUCAACUGCCGCCUCAGUUCAUACAGCCCAAGGUCCUCUCCAUCAGAUUCACCCUGAGCGGCCUUAAGGAGCUGAUCAUUACUGACGAGGUCAAGGAUUACUUCAAGAAAAUUGUCACUGGAAAACCACUGGUGCUUCAUGUCCGGCCACCAGAAGGACCUCCACUGAUACAGUACGGAGAUUUGUACGAUAACGGAGUUAAUAUCAGGGAUGUUUUGAAAAAAACUUUCGCUAGCUCCGCUCCUGUUGUUUAUCAAGAACCUCCUGUGCUUAAGCAGGGAUUCAAGGACAUGAUUCACGUCUCUUUCGUCGAAUCAUGCACAAAGUUCUUCGUGCAACUCGACAGUGGCAUCAAGUCGCUUAAUUCCAUCAUGGCGUGUUUGGCUGAAUAUGCCUCGAAAGCUCCGCCACUUGACGCAAAAGCUCUUCAAGUUGGUAGACCGUGUUGCGCUUCAUAUAUCGAAGAUAAACAAUGGUACAGAGCGCAGAUUUUAAAUAUUAAUGGAGAACAAGUGACCGUGCUCUAUGUGGAUUAUGGAAAUCAAGAGACAGUAGCUGCGUCUACAUUACGAAAAAUACACGAUGAUUUGGUUGUUAACUUGAGAGCACAGGCCAUCAGCUGCGUACUAAAUGGUUUUCAGUCAACACCCCUCAAUCAGGAACUUGCUGAUCAGUUCGAGUUGCUUGUUCUGGAAAAGAAACUGGCGAUGGAAGUAAUCGAUGUUCUUCCUAACGGUACUCUCGUAGACUUGUACGAUUGUACCGUUGCUCCAAUGGCCAGCAUCGCUUCUCAAAUAAAAGUUCCAAGCCCACCAAGAAGAGCAAUGAGUUCGUCAAAUAACGCGCACAUAGGCAGGGAGCAGGUCGUAAACUCGUCGCAAAGUUUGGAAUCUAACUAUCAAAGUGACGAUCGUAACAGCAAAUGGGGCAAAAGCGGUAAAUCGGACACAUGGGGCCAAGACAUGAGAAGCGGCGAACGGAGCGGCAAAUCCAGGAGGCCACAAUUCGACCAAAACAAUCAUGAAAAAACGUCGAAUAAAAUCGUUAAAGAUGUCGAGAAUGAGCAAAGGCAGCGAGACAGCAAUCGACACAACGGAGAUGAUCGAUUGCAUCAGAACGAAACGCGGAAUAACCAUUUCAACAGAAAUGAACCAGGUGGUGCAAACAGGUUCGAUAGAAAUGACAACAGCGGAUCACGAAGAGGCAGGGGAGGUAAAUUCGGUUCAAGAGACGGGAAUCCGAGGGAUGAUAAUAGGUUUGAAAAAAAUCUUGGCAAAGAUGAUAGUUUUAGUGAUAGAGAUUCAGACAAUUCGUCGAGGGGUAGCAGUCGACGGGGCAACAAAGGAUCCAGAGGCAUUAAAGGAAGAGGAGACAGAGGGUUGCGCAGAGGUGGAGAGAGGAAUCCGCCAAGUGGAAAGUGGAGCGACGGCGAAAGUGACAGAAGUAGUACUAAAAGCAAUCAGAGUACCGGAUUUCGAUCAAGGGAUAGAAAUUCGUCCAACUCAUCCUGGAAGAGUCCUAAGGCCAAUAAAUCAAGCUCCUGGAAUUCUAUGUCUCCAACUUCUCCUGUCAAAGAUACGCCCAGAGGACAGAAGCUCAAAAUUCCACCCCCAAAUAUAACCGUUGGUGCUGUAAAAGAUGUGGAAGUAAUCUACACGAACAGUCCAACGGAUUUUUAUGUUCAGUUGUGUCCAGACAAUGUGGAACUUGACACAGUUAUGGAGAAAAUAGCCCAAAUGUACAAUAAAGGCGGGAAAAUUGUCAAGCGUUUGGAUUUACAGCAAGGACUAUGUUGCGUGGCUCAGUAUUCCAGCGAUUCUAAAUGGUACCGAGCUGUCGUUCAGACAAACAAUGCAGACAGUGCCAGUGUCCAUUUUAUAGAUUACGGCAACACAGAGACAGUCGAACAUGACAAAAUCAAGGAGCUUCAACCAGAUCUUGCAAAAUUAUCCGUACAGGCGGUGCAUUGCAAGCUGUUCGGUGCAACGAAAACAACGUGGUCAGACGAAGAGAUUGACGCUUUUGUUCAAUCUGCGGAAGGAAUUCCGUUGGAAGCUGAGUUCGUUUUGCAGUCUAACGAAGUUUACGAAGUACUACUCAAAUGCACCGGAGACAAUGGCUUGGAACCGAAAUACGUGAACCAACAAUUCUGUGGUAAUCUAGACUUGCAACAGGCUAAAACAGAUGCUAAGAAAAAAACUCGAAACGACAGAAGAAAGCCAGCUCGUGUUACGCCGCAAUACAUUUCAGCAAGUCAAAAGUGGAACGAUGAAUCCUUCGCUGCGGGGUAUCAAGUCGACGUUGUCGUCACAUGGUUCGUUAAUCCGAACAAUUUUUACUGCCAGAUACUUAGCAAGCAGUUGGAGUUUAGGAACAUGAUGAACGAGAUACAAGAUGCUUAUGUCGAUCAACAGCCUAUCAAGAGUACCCUGCAGGUUGGGGCCCCGGUGAUAGCAUUUUUCUCUGAUGACGGAGCUCUGUACCGAGCAGAGAUAAAGGAACUAAAUAAAUUGCGUGGUCACAUAGUGCAAUACAUUGAUUUUGGAAAUUGCGCAAUGGUAGAUCCAUGCAAAAUAUAUCCAGUAGAACAAAGGUUUGCCAAACUUCCUAAGCAAGCUAUGCAUUGCACCCUUAACAAUAUCCUACCGGCGAGCGGAAUCGACUGGUCUAAGGCAAACAAGCACGAAAUCGAUAAAUAUUUCGACGCGGAUAAAUUCAAGUGUACAUUCCAUGGAACCAAGGAGGGCAAAUAUUUGAUAUCCCUGAAUAACAGGGGAAGGGACCUUGCGGAAUCUAUGAUUACCGCAGGUCUUGCUAUCGAUGCCAACCGUGUCACUGAAAAAACAGCCGUCAAUAAUGUUACAUCGACUGAACGAUGCGAACUUAUUCCUGGUGUAGUCAAAGAAGAUCUGGCAUUGUGGAGUGGACAAACGAUUCGAACGAAGGUUUGCAACGUUCAAGGAGCUGCAAAGUUUUACAUCCAACUUCCGCCAUCGAUUGAGUCGCACCAAGCAGUAGACAACCUCAAGAGUUCUACAAACGCUGACCGUCUGGCGGAGUGCUAUCUUCCUAACGUGACUCCUACAUCGCAGAUUGAUGAAAAGCUGAAAAAGUCAUUUGAAGGAAAACAAUUGAUCGUUUGUAUAAACAGCGUAAAUAACCAGAGAUUCGCAGUGCAGUUGUACGACUUAUCAGGCCAAAAGAUCAAGAUACUCGAGGCAGACUCAGACAAUAGCAUCGUCCCUGUAUGUCCGUUACCCGUUUUCGCAUCGACACACAAAGUGUGGGUAAUGCACAUCGACAACGCUGAAAGUAUAUGGCUGCAGAGAUCAACCGAUUUGGACAAUAUUGUCGAGGUGUUGGGCUCGUUGUACGAACAUUACUCAGUCUCUGGUACGCAGCUGGUUCCUGAAGUUGGUAAAUUAUGUGUAGUCAAAUCAAAAGACAACAACUGGUACAGAGCGAUGGUAGAAAGUGUAAAAGACACCGACGUUCUCGUUAGAUUUAUCGACUACGGAAACUGCGAAGAAGUUCCGUGCAACAGAAUAAAAACCCUUGAGCCAGAAUUUUAUGUUCCACAUCAAAUGGCCAUUAAUGUAUCUCUGAUCGUCAGUCUGAAAGGCAAUGAAGAAGAGCAGAAAACGUUGCUUCAUCAACAUUUGGACGACAAGGAGUUCACGGCGAAUUUCUACAACGUGGGAAAAGAAUGGAUUGUCGAACUCACUGAGAACGACAAGAAGAUAAGUCAAGUACUGUCCGAACAAGGAAUGGUUGCAGAAUUCAAGAAAACCGAACCGAAGCAACAAGAGAUACCGGAAAUGAUCGUUGGCAACAAGUACAAAGUUUUCUUGUCGCACUCAGAUUCACCAGCGCAAUUUUGGCUUCAAAGACACGAAGAAAUUGAUGCGAUAGAAGCGAUGCAGGCAAAUUUGCAGCUUGCAGCGCCAAAUUUUUCAUCCCUUGCUGGCAUACCCGAAGAGGGUACUCUGUGUGCGGCACUCUACUCCGUCGACAGUAUGUGGUACCGAGCAGAAGUGUUGGACGCGGACGAGGACAUAACAACAGUACGAUUUAUAGACUACGGUAACACCGAUGUCGUGGACAGCAAUUCGAGCAACAUUAAAGAGCUGCCGCAAAACUUGAAGAGCGUCAAGAAGUACGGUCUCAAAUCAAGGCUCGACCUAAUUCCAACUGGCUCUGAAGACUGGAGCACGGCGAGUUGUGAAAUGUUCGAAACUAUGGCCACGACCACAGAUUCUCCUAUCACAGCGUUGAUCAUUGCAGACAGUGUACCACGGCGAGUUGAAUUGUUUGUCGAUGACAAGAGCAUUGGUGAUGCGUUGGUAAACGAGGGCCACGCGAUCAUGGUUCACAACGCUGAGGAUCUUAUCGACGAGAUUAUUGACCUGGAACUCGAUCCUAGAUCCGCGUUUGUAAGCCACGUAAAUUCGCCAAGUGAAUUUUGGGUCCAGGAAGAGAAGUCUGUGUCUGAUCUUGAGACAAUGACUGACAGGUUCAUCGUUGCAGAAAUGUUUCCAAAGCUCGAAGACAUCGUUGAGGGAAGUUUAUGCGUAGCCAAAUUUCCUGAUGACGAAUUGUGGUACAGAGCUCGCGUCAAGUCGCACGGUCCAGUCGGUACUCAGGUACUUUACAUCGAUUAUGGAAAUUCAGCCGUGUCGACGGAGAUUAGAACGAUCCCCGAAGACCUGGCAGCGGUUCCACCAUUGUCCAGAAAAUGCUGUUUGAAGUUGCCAUCGGGAGUCAAGGAGUGGUCAGCCAACGCCAGUGAAAAAUUUGUCGAACUCGCCGCUGACGGUGCGACGAUAUUUUUACUCGACGUGGUAGAAGAGGGCGAAACUUCGGUUGUAAACCUAAGUCUAGAUGGUGUAAAUGUGGCCGAUCAGUUGACUCAAUACUGCGAAGUCCUGCCUGUGAUAGACGAACGACUUCCACCGCUGGGUGAGGAAAAUUCACCGAAUGUUGUUGUCAGUCAUGUUAAUUCGCCGUCAGAGUUUUGGACUCAGGCCGAGAGCAGUAUCAUCGAGCUGGAGAUUAUGGCUGGGCGUCUACUCGACGCGCAGAGCUUAUUGCCAUUGAACACUUUUGACAAAGGAACCAUUUGCGCGGCCAAAUUCCCAGACGACGGCGAAUGGUACAGGUCGAAAAUAUUGUCUCACAGCGAAGGAGUCGGCACCACUGUGCUGUACUUUGAUUACGGCAAUUCUGCCCUGACCACGGAACUGAGGAUACUGCCGGAAGAUGUUGCCAAAAUCCCUAGCCUGGCCACCAGAUGCACUCUUGCAUUACCAAAUGACGUCGAGAGCUGGUCUAAAGAGGCUUGCGAAAAGUUCAAUGAAUUAGUGGCGGAUGGCGUCACGAUGUUCCAGUUUGAGCUGCUUGAUAAUAACGAUCCGACGCUAAUUUCCCUCCAAUUAGAAGGCAAUGAUGUUGUGAAUAUCUUGAAGCCGUUGUGCACCAAAAAAGUUUGCAGCGAAAACAAGGCAACUACUGAUUCUGAAAUUGCCAAGGUAAUCGAAACUACAGAAAAAGAUAAAAGUGAGGUUACUGACUCUGGAGAUCGGAACUAUGUAGAGAUUAUCGAAUCUGUAAUUACUGACACUGAAGCGGCAAAGACAGACAAAAACAUCGAAAAUGAUCAAGACGAGGUACAAAUUAUCAAAACGAUAUUUACUGAUUCUGAAACUGCGAAGGUGAUCCACACCAGCGAAAAAAAAGAGAAUGAGGUAGAAAUGAUCAAAACUCUAGAAAAUGGAAAUGAAGUGAUCAAGGAGGAAAGUAUUAGUUGUAAGAUAGAGGCUGACGAAGUUCAGAUUAAUCGUGAUACCUGCCAAGGUGAGAUAAUUCAGACUGAUAAAUUAGAAACUGCUGUUACUUCCGACAGUAACGAAGCUCAGGAUGUUCCGAUUAAUGGCUCAAAAGAUCUCAGCGAGAUUGAACAGCCUCAGACUGAUAAAUCCAUUGCAUUGGAAGUAGAAAAUAUUCAAGCCGAUGUUCGCGAAGCUCAACAACCUCCAGUUGAUAUUUUUGAUGUCCCUAAAGCCUCAGCACCUGCUCUGACCGAUAGUUCAGAUGCCUUAAAGAUUGAACAAAUUACCGAUACGAGCAGCGUUACUGUUAAAAGCGAAAUAUUGGAGGAAGAAGAAAAAUCAACAGCUUUAACCACAGAAGAAAAAACAGAGCAGUUUAGUUCCAACUUACUGGCACCUAAACUUGAUCCCAAUUUAGAAGAACGCGAGGCAAAUGCUGAAACCGAAGAUACUGUUGACGUUACAAAAAGCUCGGCUAAUCUAGAAGUAGAUCAUUUCGACGCACCUGUUUUACCCAGUAGCAUUGUGGAAAGUAGUUCUGAGGUAACGAUAACAGAAAGUCAAGUAACUGAAGAGGCAGUAAUCAAUGGAACUGUAGAAUAUCGUAAGGUGAAAGAAGAACAGAACGAUGCUGUUAUCGAGGAAACAGGUGAGGAAAGUGUACCUGAUAGGAUAACCGAAGCUGAAUCAGUUCCUGCAGAGAUAGAGGAGCAAGCACAACCAACCCAUGACGCCUCAAUGGACAGCGACAUCGUUACACCUAAGAAAACGCCAAAGAUUGACAAAAUUGUUCCUGGGAGUGUAUCAAGGGGAUCAAUGGAGGACGAUAUUCCUGUGAGCAUGCUCAGCCAACGUCGAUCGAGUUGUACGGAUGACAAAAUUGUACCCGGUAGUAUCAACAAAGGGAAUGAUCUGAGCAGGGCUGAAUCGGUAGAUUCUCUACAUCAAGAAAUAGUAGAUGCUGUUUCCGCUGUGAAAAAAGUUGAAGUGCAAGAGGAAACUGCUCCGGUUACACCCGGAAAAACUCUGUUGGAGGACAAAAUUGUACCUGGAAGUAUAUCCAGAGGCGAAUCUCCGAGCAUCGAACAAAAUCGACCAGUAACUCCGAAGACUCCUCACUCUGAGAAGUUGCUGGCUGGCGUUGUGAAUCUGCAAGAAAACUUAUCGGAUUUCGAUGAACAAGAUGAAAUACUUACCGUCGAAGUAGAGAACAACAUUCCUAAGUACAGAUUAUAGCUUACAUAAUAUUUCCCAGUUACAGACGGAGCGCGAACUUGUAUGAAAAUAACGAAUAAUAAUAAUAAUAAUAUUAUAUUAAUGAAAGGAAAGGUCUGCAUAUUGUUAAGACAUUGUACGAUGAGUUCAAUGCAUAGCUAUUAGCAAUGAUACUUAUUAUAAAUUUCUAUUCUAUUAAUUAACAUAAGGAUAAUUGACGAUUAAUAUGUUAAGCAGUAAUAAUACUGUAGUAAACUGUGUUACAGACACUCUUUGCAACAGAUGCCAAAGAUUUCUUGUUGCUGAUCCAAUAAUUUCUUGUUUUCUAAUUUCACGUUGAAUAAAAAUAAUAUAAUAAUAAAAAUAAUACUGUUAACCAAACGGGAUAAAGAAAUAUUGAUGUAAUUACAUUUUCGUUUUUAUUUCGGA